AUGUCUCCACUUUUUGAGAAGACUCAAAAAGGAAAACAAAGAAUUAAAGCUAUUGAAGAUCAGCCAUGUUCAUCCUACAUUGUAUUGAAUCUUGAUGAUUCUUGGAUCCUUUUGCAUGAGGAAAAACUCACAAUGGAUAUUGCGAAGGUGGCUUGUCGCAUGCUGGAAUGCAGUGAACCUAAAUCAAUAGUGAGCAUGCCAAAGCAUAGACAAAGAGAGGAGAGAUUCUUUAAUGGAGAAAUUAAAUGCAAUGAAUCUGAAUCCCAGUUAACCUUUUGUGAUCUGUUCCAUGGGAGUGACAAUUUUACUACAGAUGGACACGCCGGCAUGGUGACUUGCACUGGUUCAAAAGGAUAUAGACUGGUUAAUGGCAACAAUGCAUGCUCUGGAAGAGUUGAAAUCCAGUACGAUGGUAAAUGGGGGUCUCUGUGCAGCCUGGAGUGGGAUAUGGCUGAUGCCAAUGUUCUGUGUAACCAGAUGAACUGUGGUUAUGCCAUGAAUAUCUCUGCAGAAGACAAUGUAGAAAAUGGAGGAAAUGAGAUCUGGAGAGACUCUUUUCAUUGCAAUGGUACUGAAUCUCACCUGAAGUUCUGUUACUCUCUUUCCUUUGGCAGCCCGACAUGUCCUACUGGUCAAGUAGCAUCUGUUAUUUGUUCAGACGAAAAUGGCAGGUUAAGACUAAUGAAUGGAGGAAGCCCAUGUGAUGGUCUUGUGGAAAUUUACUACAAUGGGACAUGGGGAAGAGUACAAGAUGAAUUGUGGAACAUGACAGAUGCAAAUGUAGUCUGCAGACAACUGAGGUGUGGAACUGCUAUGAAAGCAUACAGCAGUGUUUCAAAUAAUACUAAAGAAUCUGUGUGGCUGAGAAGUGUACAAUGUCAAGGAAAUGAAUCCAGAUUAUUGGACUGUACUUUAAAUAUUUCCUACAUUCAGCAACCUGAAAUAGAUGUUUUUCCCCAAUAUGCAUCUGUUCUCUGUAAAGAACACAUGCAGCUGAGAAUUGCUGAUGCCAAGGGACAAUGUGCAGGAAGAGUGGAGGUGUAUUACAAUGGAACCUGGGGCACGGUGUGUGAUGAUUGGUGGGAUUUGGCAGCUGCCAAUGUUGUUUGCCAACAACUGAAAUGUGGACAUGCCAUAACAGCCAGCACCUCAGCAGCAUUUGGUAAAGGAUCAGGGCCGAUUUGGCUGGAUGACUUUAUAUGUUCUGGAAGUGAAUCUGUACUCUGGCAGUGUCAAUUCCUGAGAUGGGGAAAACAUAACUGUAACCAUAAGGAAGAUGCAGGUGUUGUAUGUUCUGGUUCAAAAGGCUAUAGACUGGUUAAUGGCAGCAAUGCAUGUUCUGGGAGAGUUGAAAUCCAGUACGAUGCUGAAUGGGGGUCUCUGUGCAGCCUGGAAUGGGAUAUGGCUGAUGCCAAUGUUCUGUGUAACCAGAUGAGCUGUGGUUAUGCUGUGAAUAUCUAUGCAGAAGACUAUGUGGAAAAUGGAAGAAAUAAGAUCUGGAGGGACUCUUUUCGUUGCAAUGGUACUGAAUCGCACCUGAAGUUCUGUCGUUCUCAUUCAUUUGGCAACCCAACAUGUCCUACUGGUCAAGUCGCAUCUGUUAUUUGUUCAGACUUAAAUGGCAGGUUAAGACUAAUGAAUGGAGGAAGUCCAUGUGAUGGACUUGUGGAGAUUUACUACAAUGGUACAUGGGGAAGAGUACAAGAUGAAUUGUGGAACAUGGCAGAUGCAAAUGUAGUCUGCAGACAACUGAGGUGUGGAACUGCAGUGAAUGCAUACAAGAAUAUUUCACGUAAUAUUAAUGAAUCUGUGUGGCUAAGAAGUGUACAAUGUCAAGGAAAUGAAUCCAAAUUAUUGGACUGUACCUUAAAUAUUUCCUACAUCCAACAACCUGAAAUAGCUGUUGUUUCCCAAUAUGCAUAUGUUCUUUGUACAGAUCACAUGCAGCUGAGACUUGCUGAUGCUGGGGGAGGAUGUGCUGGAAGAGUGGAGGUGUAUUACAAUGGAACCUGGGGAACGGUGUGCAAUGAUUGGUGGGAUUUGGCAGAUGCCAAUGUUGUUUGCCAACAAUUGAAAUGUGGACACGCCAUAUCAAUCAACAACUCAGCAGUGUUUGGAAAAGGAUCAGGGCCAAUUUGGCUGGGUGACCUUAUGUGUUCUGGAAGUGAAGCUGUACUCUGGCAAUGUCAGUCCCUGGGAUGGGGAAGACAUAACUGUAACCGUAUGGAAGAUGCAGGUGUUGUAUGUUCUGAAUUUAAACAGCUGAGACUUGCUGAUGGUGACCAUCAUUGCAAAGGAAGAUUAGAUGUUUUUCACAAUGGGACAUGGGGAACUGUUUGUUCCAAUGGUUUAAAUUCCGGAUCUACCACACUCAGCCUUGUUUGUCAUCUUUUAGGAUGUGGAAUGAGUGGCAGGCUAUAUGAUACACCUACAUUUAAGAAAAGUCUGACUGACAAGUCUAUUGACAGAAUCAAAUGCCAAAGCUAUCAUAAAUCCCUCUGGGAAUGCUCUUCUUCACCCUGGUUUGACAAACCCUGUACUACUGAAGAAGAAACUCAUCUCACCUGCUUAGAAGUACAUGAAAAACCUAAUGGAAUGCUAUCACACUUAUCUUGUGUUAACAAAUCCUUGGGAAUGGAAUGUACAGAUACAUGA
This is a messenger RNA of Protopterus annectens (West African lungfish), 2655 nucleotides long. RefSeq names its product scavenger receptor cysteine-rich type 1 protein M130-like. Gene Ontology annotation, cellular component: membrane. The transcript has 10 exons. NCBI's taxonomy places the organism in Eukaryota, Metazoa, Chordata, Ceratodontiformes, Protopteridae. Bases 1 to 2655 code for a protein of 884 amino acids. The record is from RefSeq and is a predicted model, not a curated record.